This is a messenger RNA of Echinococcus granulosus, 468 nucleotides long. RefSeq lists its product as hypothetical. The record is from RefSeq and is a predicted model, not a curated record. NCBI's taxonomy places the organism in Eukaryota, Metazoa, Platyhelminthes, Cestoda, Cyclophyllidea, Taeniidae. The coding region runs from base 1 to 468 and encodes 155 amino acids. The transcript has 3 exons.
AUGUUAUUUACAAAGUUGAGGAGAAUAAAGCGAAUCAUGCCAAAUAUUUAUGGAUAUUUGCAAUCUCCACGGAAUACUAAUAUUGAUAGGACCCUACCUACUCUUUCCGAAAAAGCUGUUAUGACCGAGGCUUUUAUUCGAGUGAUUUACAAUAUUUCUCAAAAUUCACUACUCGCUGUGUGUUCGGAGACACUUUUUAAAAAAAAAUAUCUCUUGCAAAAUUUGGAUACAAUCGAAGUGGAUCAGCGAAAACAGUUGAUUAAAUUUGAUAUUUCUGCCUUCGAUGUUGCAAUCUUUAAAAAAAUAGGGCAACCGGGAAAAGAAGUUGAUUUGAGUCUAAAAAGAAGACUUAUUAUUGCAGUAUCUCUACUUAUCAAUCGCCUCACCCGCUCUACGGCACUCUCCAUAUCAUCAGAAGUUCAAAAUUGUGAUUUUGCUGAGACUGUACAACGUUAUUUUUGUUCUUGA